Corythoichthys intestinalis (scribbled pipefish) is the source of this 2256-nucleotide messenger RNA. It is a transcript of the gene ppp1r3f, whose product is annotated as protein phosphatase 1 regulatory subunit 3A. The coding region runs from base 502 to 1563 and encodes 353 amino acids. Gene Ontology annotation, molecular function: protein phosphatase 1 binding; glycogen binding. The record is from RefSeq and is a predicted model, not a curated record. The transcript is spliced from 3 exons. NCBI's taxonomy places the organism in Eukaryota, Metazoa, Chordata, Actinopteri, Syngnathiformes, Syngnathidae. Gene Ontology annotation, cellular component: protein phosphatase type 1 complex. Gene Ontology annotation, biological process: regulation of glycogen biosynthetic process.
GCCACUGGAAUUGGUGUCGACAUUACUAUUUGGAUCGAUCUGUUGUCCUUUGUAUGCAAACAAACUGCAAAAAGCCCUUCAUGUUUACAGGGAAAAUACUAGUCAGUGCGUCAGUGUCCUAAACCGUUUUUAAUGAGCUGCAAUGAUAUUUGGGGUAAUUGAUUUAUUGCCUCUCGGGAAUGCAUCCCAUAAUAUCACAUCUCAAUCGUCGGCGUCUAGCCAGCUCGAACCAAACGCAACCGGGGGUGGGAGAACGAGGUCAUACCAACUCCAAGACACAUUCGAAGCAUGGAGAGCCCGGUAGGUCAGGUCUAAUAUUAGAGCGGGCAGAGUGUGAUGGGGAUACACGAUCACAAGGGCUGGCAGGACAAGUUUCCCAUGCGUGACAUUUAACGGCACACGUUAACCGAGGAGAUUGCAUGACUGCAGGAGCGUAAUGCACCGUCAGUGCUGCUUGUUCUCGGGGGCUGUCGUCCGCUCGUUCACCGGCACAGCGCAGAAAUGUCUUUCCUAACCAUCCCGAGUCAAGAGGGUCUUUUCACGCCCAUCAAAAUCGGCAGGUCACCUGGCGAGGCGGACGGCCGCUCGGUGGAUGACGACGACGACGAGGACGACGAAGAUGACGAGGGAAGCGAGAACGUGCGCCUGAUCCCGAGAUGCUCCCCGGUGCCCAGGAGGCGAGGCGCGUCCAUCCACGACGAGACCGCCGAAUACAUGCGCAUCCAUGCGGCGCUCUCCCACGGAAAGCGAGUGUCGUUCGCCGACACGACAGGCGGAGACCUAGUGGACGUCCGCGAGUUCGUCGCCUUCGACUCGGACGACGAAGAUGACCUGGCAAGGUGGGACGAAGAGCGGGCCAAGUACGGCCAAGCGGAGCGAGAGCCGGUGUUCCACGUGCACCCGGAUUUCGUGCCCCCCGGCGGAGGGGCUCUCCUGGAGACCGUGCGCGCACGGAAAGUGUGCGUGGAGCACGUCGGUCCCGUGGAGCAGGAGCCUCUCGCCUUUAGCGGUGUCGUGCGGGUGCUCAAUAUCUCCUUCCACAAAGCUGUUUACAUCCGGUCCACCAUGGACAACUGGGAGACAUACUUCGACCACCCCGCGGAAUACAUCCUUGGAUCCCACGAUGGAGACACGGACAAGUUCUCCUUCAAGCUGUCCUUCGCACCCCCAUACGUCACCAACGGCUCCCGCAUUGAAUUUGUCGUUCGCUAUGAAACCACCGACGGGGAUCACUGGGACAAUAAUUCGCAUAUGAACUACGUGGUGUCUCUGCUUCUGUCCUAUGAAGACGAAUCGCAGGAGACAGACGGUGGACGGCAACAAGUGAGAGGGAUCAUGAGACCCCCCAAAGACUACAGAACAUGCAUCGAUUUGGACACAGCCAAUGAUGAAGGUAGAACUGCAAAUGAUGAAAGCGAGACCUUCAGGUCAGGAAGUGAGGCUAAUGGAGGCCCGUGUUCAGUCCUCACACAGCCAGAGAUCUACAGGGAAGGAAAAACAAUGUUGGAAGAACUGGACGGGAAGACGCAGAUUUUGCAGUUACCGCAAGAAAUCCUUAACUAAGAGUUACCGUCCUUCUGCUUUAGUAGGAAAAUAGUGCAUCGCAGACAGUGUUCAGAUUAUGUUGAAAUGAGCUUUAUUUGCACCCACAUGUUCAAACAGGCAUUCAAGUGUACAGUAGAAGCGGUUUUAUUAAGCAUCCUGUGCAUUAUACAGUUGUGUGUAAUCUUGAGAUACUUGUUUUAACCUGUUGAGUUUGCAUCCAAUUUACAUUCAACUAAUUCAAGACUUGGUUUUUAAGGGAUUAAUAAUUUCAUAUGGAGUAAAAGUGUUUUUGCUGACUGGUUGUUGGGUUAGCAGUUAAAAUAUGAUUACUCCUUGCUUUUGUCAAAGUCAAUUAACACCCAUCGAAUGCUGUACAUGAAACUAGGGGUUGUCAUCUUCGUAAAAAAAUUAGAUCUUUCAUUUUAACUGAGCCACAUGCAAUCCUGGUUGCUGUUUAGCACUAUUGAACACCAAUGUCCAGCUCAUUCAACAUGAUUUCAGUCGGAUUUUGGCCAAACAAACAUGCGGUCAAAUGUGGACUGUUAUGGCUGACGCCUCGUGAACACGUUGUAGGAAGAUCUCGCGUGUCAAUCAGUUUCUGCUUGUUAUGUUGCAUAGUGUGACACAUCCCACGUGUUCUGACAAUUUGUUUCUGAAUAUUGUUCAAGAGUGUAACUUUGUGACCAGGAGCACUGUCUUGCACGCUGUUUU